AUGACCGAAGCGAAGCCUACGGAGGGUCGGGUCAGACCUCCUAAGUACACGAGAGCACAGAAGCGGCGGCAACCAUGGGAAGAUGAGCAAAAUUCCAUCGACUUGACACCAAAGAUACCACAAGCGGAAUACUAUCAAGUUUGUUGCAAUGGUUGGUACGAUCCGGGAAAAGCCUUUUACGACGAACGCCGCAAAGAAGCCGCUGAGAAGAGGAAGGAAUCUGGAGAGAAAGUGGAAUCCGAAGCUGAUUCUAAUGACGGUUCCACAGAAAAACCGGGUGCCGUGGAAAAAUUAAACGAAAAGUGCAUUAAUGAUGCCGCGAAUAAGGGUUCCGAAAAAGAGGACGACGGUGAUGAAGAGGAGGCGGAGAAGUCGUUACUACACUACCCGGAAGACGACGAAGAUCCAACGUGGGAAGAUCACCCUCCUCUCGAAACAUCCACCUUCUAUCCACGACUUGGCGUCUACACCUACAAAGCCCAAGCCAAGCAGAUCAAGAAGCAAAUGUUCACGGAGCGUCGAAUCCAUAAACGACUCUACAAGCGUUGGGUGUACGAUAUUCUCGAGUACUACGAAACACAGAAACCGAAACAGCACACAAUCGACACAAAAAUGAACGCCAUGAAAGCCCUGAAAGACGAAUUGGAAAUUGUUUUUCCGCUCAAUUCGCUGCGGAUCUUCCCAAUUGGGGCGUCGGCGGAUGGGUGCGGCUCGGAUACGACGGCCCUGGAGUGUACCCUCGUCAUCGACGAGCCCUUCCCCGCCGAUAUGGACGAUCGGCCGAUCCGGCGCGAUUUGAAUCAGAGCAGAGAUUACGUCACAGAUUGCUUGUCUCGCAUCACGCGUCAUUUGGCUGGGCGGAAUUUGGGAAAUCGGAAAUUAAAGUUCCUCGAAUACGGAGAUGCCGAUGAUACGUAUGAUGGAACGAGCGAGAUCGUGAUGGGACCGGAGUUGCCGCAUGUGCGUCUGUCCUACUACCCGUCUGGCGGCGACGGUGUCCCAAUCAACUUGCGCACCGGUACCGAUAAGGUUCUGCCCAUCACCCUCUUCAUCAACGAUAUCGCCUCUAUCUACAAUGCUCAUCUUAUCUACAAUUAUACGAAGGUCGACAAGCGUUUUGCUCAAGUGGCGGUCACCAUCAAAGGAUGGGCGGCAAACAAUCUGGCUUCGAAGCAGGGACCGCUGUUUUUGACCGGGACGAAUCUAUGCCACAUGGUCAUCCAUUACAUGCAGUGUUGCCUCGAGCCACCCGUACUCCCUAAUCUCCACCACCUUUAUCCCAAAAUGUUUGGCAAGGAUGCAUUGCUUUGGGAAAGCGAUCUACAGGCGACUUCUCGCAUCCCGACGCCCGAAUGGCGCAACAACGGCACGCCGAUACACGAACAAAUUGUCGGGUUCUUCCACUACUAUUCGAAUCUGGACUACCGUCGGAAGGCUAUCUCAAUCAAGGAUGCGCGCAUUCUACCAAAGUCCUCCGUUCCGGAUAGGUACAAAAGCCACAUCGCCAUCGUUGAUGCUUAUACCGGAACGAAUUCUUGCCGUGUCGUCAGUGGGCCGUUGUACCGUAAAAUCGUCUCGAACAUGUGCAUACAGGCACUGUCCCUUUCGAAACAUCCAGUGAUGCAGACGCUACUUGCCCCCAACGAUUCGUGCAGUCCGAAUACGCGCGGCCAACUGCUUCGUGUCCUUCGCCAUGAGCACAUUACGAACUGCGGAUGCCGACUGCCUGGAGAGGAAGACAACUCUGAGGAACUGGAUGCCUAUGGCAACACAAUACCCAACCUCACACCUCUUCCGAAGGUUAGGCCGAAGGACCCAUCAACUUCAAGCAAGGCCUUACCAGUGCUUGAGAAGACGUUCAUUAUGAAACCAAAGAAACUGCCCGAGGCUCCAGGCCGUUGGACUCCGGCCGCACCUCCACGCGCCGGAAACUUUGACGAUCGUCCGGUGCCGCUUUUGGGCUAUGACUUUAACGACCGUCCGCCCCGCUAUGACUAUGAUACCCCGGCUCGUUCGAAGUACGACUACCAUGGCCGACCGUCACUCAGCACUGACUACGACUAUCACGCGCAAGGUUACGGAGGCCCACAAGAUUAUGGAGGCCACGAGAAGCACGUUGCCGGCGGCCCCUCCUCUCGCUUUAACCCAUAUCUGUUGGAGCCACCGCAGCGCCACGAUAAGCACUCCAAUAUGGCUGCAUCAAGCAAACGCGGUUCACGUGCUCCGCUCUCGAAUCACCGCCCCCCUCAAUUGCCACAAAGAGCCGGGCUCCUUGGGCACAACCCCGCGCCAAGCUAUCCCAAACCGACACCGAGCUACCCGAACCCACCCGACUAUCAGUUCUAUACAGAGCCAAUGAAGCCCCGGCCACCUCCAGCACCUGCGGCGGCCCCCUAUGCCUAUCCGCCUCAGCUCGACCCUCAAUUAGCCGAAUACUAUGCGGCAUAUUCUUAUAAA
Mesorhabditis spiculigera is the source of this 2457-nucleotide messenger RNA. The record is from the annotation of a GenBank genome assembly. NCBI's taxonomy places the organism in Eukaryota, Metazoa, Nematoda, Chromadorea, Rhabditida, Rhabditidae.